AUGCGACGCAUUUCCAUUGAUACCCUGGGACUGAUGUCUUCCAAGAGCGGCACGAGGUUUGAGGUCGCAAGGAAAAGGAGUGGGUGGAUGUCAGCGCCUAGACUGCUGACGACAUGUGUCUUCUUCAGUGUCUUGUGGUUGUGGUUCAACAUAGGGACAAGUGAAGCCCUGAUACCAGAGGAUUCGUCCGCCUAUGUACAGGACGAGAGCUUAAGAGACAUACUGAACAUAACUCUAGGAUUUGAGAAGAUUCUCGUCCUCAACCUGCCCUUCCGGACCGAUCGUCGCGAUGCAAUGAGUCUUUCAGCAGCAGUUUCCAACAUCAAGCUCGAGUUCGUCGAAGGCGUAACAGGGGAGAGUAUCAACAACAAGGCAUAUCCUCUACCAGAAGAGAACAGAAAGCUUUCAGCAGGAGACAUCAUCGACCUAACAACAUUCAGAGUAGUCAAUCAAAACCUUACUACGGCCCUCAUCCUAGAAGAUGACGUAGACUGGGACAUCCGCGUCCGCCAAACCCUACAACGCUUCGCCCUCGCCUCCCGCUUCCUAUCCUCAAACCACACGUCCAUCCCCCUCUCCAAACUGCAAGCCCGCCGAAACACCGAAACAACACACACCGCCCUCCAAAUCAUCGACACAACCAACCUCGCCAAAAAGCUCAUCUCCCUCCCUCUAUCAUCCCUCCCACGCCAAUCCCACCUUACCCACACCUCAUCACCACCAUCACCCUACGGCGACCCCACAAAAUGGGACAUACUCUGGCUCGGCCACUGCGGAACCGGCAUGCCACGUGCAGCCCCCGGUCAGCACUCCCAAGUCUACGACCACGCAGUCCACCGCACGAUAACCCUAACGCACACCAACGACGCCACGCCCAUCCUUUCCAAGGCGAACUAG
Molecule: messenger RNA, 897 nt
Organism: Alternaria triticimaculans
Lineage: Eukaryota; Fungi; Ascomycota; Dothideomycetes; Pleosporales; Pleosporaceae
Exons: 4
Coding region: 1-897 (298 amino acids)
Source: RefSeq, a predicted model, not a curated record